CCAUUUGUCCUGUCCAUCCAAAAUUGGAUGCAAAUUGGCCCUCUUCUUAUCAAGCAACAAGCGUCCUGGCAGGUGGCACAGAAUUACUGCCGGGAAAACCACCUUGAUCUAUUUACAAUUACAAACCCAAGGGCCCAAAUGAAGCUAAAAGAGGAAAUGAUUAAUCAUAAUGUGAUAGGGCUUGUCUGGACAGGUCUGCACAAUGAUAUGGACAGUUGGUACUGGUCCUAUGAACACCUACCCUUGAAGAAUACAAGUGUAAUGAAUUGGGGUGCAGGUCAGCCUAAUAAUGCUUAUGCAGAAGAUGUGUGUGGGGCAGUGUACAUGGAUGGAACCUGGGUGAGCUUCAAUUGCCUUUACAGCAUACCCUUUAUAUGUUAUGAUGCUAACAUCACUGCCAAUAAGGGGUUUGUUGGCUACGCUAAUAUUUUGUUAACCUGGGAUGAUGCUCGGACAUUUUGCCAAUACCAUCACACAGAUUUAGCUCGGAUAACCAAUGCAACAGACAUCAGCCCACUGAUGCAGUACUUAUCAAGCAUACAUUUUUAUACGCGUUUUUAUCCGAGUGGCUGGUUUGGAUUAACCAGAGACACUUGGAAGUGGUCAGAUGGAACCAAGCUUUCAUACCUCCCAUGGUUAAAUGGACAACCUGAUAAUUAUUAUCAGUGGGAGUAUUGUGGAGCGGCCGACAACGAACUGCUCACCGAUGAGCAAUGCCUCAAUGAACACUAUUUCGUCUGCUCUGCUUAUCUAUUCAGGACACAAAUAGUGAAACUGCAAGUGAACUCGGAUUCGAGUGUGCUUGACCCUGCUGUGCAGUCAGCUAUUUUAGACUUGAUCAACCAAAAACUGCAGGAAAAUGGCAUGGGGGUGAACACCACAGUAAAAUGGAAGGUGCAGCCAGAUGGAAACAUCUUUUACAAGAAAGUGAAGGACAACUAAACAAAGCAUAAUUCAAAAUGUCUUUAAUUUAACAGUUAUACCAUUUCAUACCAUUUCACUACAAUAAACCAGUGGCUGUUAAUAUUAUCUUAACAAUAAGUAAUACUACUACUAUUAAUAAUAAUAAUAAUAAACUUUAUUUUAUAGAGUGCCUUUAAAAGCAGCUUCUCAAGGUGCUGUACACAAAAUAAGCAGUACACAGAAAAAAUAAAAUAAAAUAAAAAUAAAUUAAUAAUAACAACAACAACAACAACAAUAGUAAAAGUAAACAUCAGCAAGCAAAUUCUAGGGCAUUAUAGGAAUGCAACAUUCAUGUUAUUGCUAGAAUAUAUGAGCUGUUAAUGUCUAUACUGCUAAUUUUUUUUUUUUAAAAAGGAAACAAGAUGUGUCAAAAGUGAGAAAAACCCAUGUCUCUGCCUCUAAUUCACGUUUUAAAAAUGACGUCUGUACACUAAACCAUCUUUCCUAUGCAUGAGCAAAUGUAAUUAUUAAUGUCAGUAGAUUUUUAUUGUUAUAGUUUAUGCUAGUACCCUGCUUAUUAUACUUGCUAUAUUCCUUGUUGGUAUUUUGAUUUUGAUUAUUUAACUGCAAAUCAAGCAUUUUUCUGGUUGUUAAAAAAUUAUGAUCAAAUUUACACGUAUUCUGAACAGAUGGGAGUGAUCUUAGAGAAAAGAUGAAAUGAAAUUAGAUGAAUAAGGAAAUUGAGGAAGGAAUUUCACCAGGUUCCUUUUGAUCAGAUUUGACUGUAUGCAGAUUAUAUAAAAUAUAGAAAAUGGAUAAGCAGUAGGAUAAGCAGUGGGAUAAGCGGUAGAGAAAAUGGAUGGAUGGAUGCAUGGAUGGAAAGAUUGGUGUGCUAAGGAUAAUGGAACUACCUAAGUAGGUUUAUCUCACUUGUAGACCAUCCCGGUGGCCAAGAGUCACUUUGGGUUAGAACUUCUUCUGACAUUCAAAUCUGUUCAUAAGAAUUGCAAAUUUGGGCUCACAUGCACCAGCUACUAAAUGAGGCUUGCUCCCGAUUUGAAGUCUCUACGUCACACCAUCCAAAAUGCAAAAACCAGCCUUGCAAAUUCAGGCUCUUUAUAAACACCCUUUAUAUUGUUUAUAAAAUCAUUCAUUUAUUUAAAAUUUGGUAAAUUCCGCCAGCAAGACAAUAACUGAGCUAAGCCUCUUCAGAACAUUUCAACAUUACAGAACACACAGAACAUUUCAAGCUCAAUUCUGCUUGAUUUACACAGCUAGAAAUAUGCAGUGCAAAAAAAGGACGUGGCUCUGCAGAGUUGCGUGAGAUUUGAAUGUCUUUCGCUCGAGCUUCAUUUGGGCACAUAAAUGAAAAAGAAAUAUAGUCCAUCAAAAGGAGUGCAGCUUGAUGGAUGACUUGCACAUCUGUCACAUGAAAAUUUAAUCCCUAGAAUGAUGGAUUAAAGGAUGGGUAGAUAGAUUGAUGGAGGAAUGGAUGGAUAGAUAGAUGGAUGGAGGAAUGGAUGGUUAGAUAGACCCCAGCAUUAUUUCAGUGCUUGCCAUCUUCUCAUUCAUGCAUCCCUAUAUUGGUCUUUUUUAUUUUUCAUUUAAAAAUUUUAUGUAACAUCAUUGUACAUUUUACAAAAAAAAACAAAACAACAACACUAUAUCCUUCAUCCGUCUCACUGAUUUUUGCUAGUCGAUUACAACUUAUUUUCAUUGGUUAGUUAAUGACUUAUAACUGUUGAUUAUUUUUGAUGCUCUUCUUUUUUUUUUUAGACUUGUAAGAAUUUUUAGAUUUACAUGUGCCUGUGUGUAACUAAAAAAACCAAGAGAAAGUUUAAUCUGCACUUGAUAUUGUUUAUGCCUUAAUCACUAGAAAGGCCUUUUUAUUAGUUAGGAAAAUCUGUUAAAAUCUGUCAUUUAGGGAAUAGGGAAUUAAUGAUAUGAUGUUUAAAGAAAUUACAUAAAAUGUAUAAUGCUUUUCUGUACUUUUAUGUUUAUUUAUAUGCUGAAAUAUGAAAAUAUAUUUAAAAAGUCAGUGCUGUUCGGUUCCUAUAAAGGAUUUAAACUGGAGAUUUAAAUCGGUAUCCUUAAUGGAAAUUAUGACCAUAUUGCAUAAAAGGUUUGGAUAAAAUAAGGGCUCCAUUGCAACUUGAGCUUAUCGAAAAGUCUGAUGUAAAAAGAGAAGGUCUGAAAUAUAGAACUGUACUGCAGCCUGAUUUUUUACAUUUAACCUUUAAAUCUUCGAUGUUUGCAGCAUGGUUUACUGUUAUACUCUUUGUUAAUUACUUUUUGUUAAUUAUUUGGUUAUGAUUUGAAGCAUCUGUUUUUCUUCUUUGUCUUUUGUACUUGUAUAUUAUCAUAUUUGGGCACACAUUUUAUGAACAUUUUGGCAUAUGACUUAACACGGGAAAUAAAGAAACACCUG
Ictalurus punctatus (channel catfish) is the source of this 3331-nucleotide messenger RNA. Its product is annotated as macrophage mannose receptor 1. Bases 28 to 942 code for a protein of 304 amino acids. The record is from RefSeq and is a predicted model, not a curated record. NCBI's taxonomy places the organism in Eukaryota, Metazoa, Chordata, Actinopteri, Siluriformes, Ictaluridae. The transcript has 4 exons.